AUGUCAAUGGCAAAGUCAAUGCCUAAGGGAGUUUUAACACAUAUUAAUGAGCACUCACAUAAUCAUGCUCUAUCGAGACUAUCUAUGACGAACAACCACUUGCGAUUUAACCAUACCACUGGGGCAUCAUCAUCAUCAUCAUCAUCAUCUUCUUCUUCUUCUUCUACAGCAGCUGCCUCUACAACUGAAUCUUCGCCAAAUGAGACCACCAUUAAGACUCCCCAAUCGGCACCGCUAGUUAUAGCUACAAACCAAGGUACAAAAUACACGGCGACAUAUGCAAAUUACGCAACUACGGACUCAGGCAAAAUCAUAUCCUAUUUCCAUGACAUUGAUCUCGGCCUCGAUCUUGUUGCAAAAGAAGCAAACUUUGUAUGUGAGAUCCCACGUUGGUCCAAUGCCAAGUUUGAAAUUCUGCGUAAUGCGCCUGGUAACCCUAUAGUCCAGGAUUCCAAAAACGGCAAAGUUCGCUUUGUAAAGAAUUUGUUUCCACACCAUGGCUAUAUCCACAAUUAUGGCGCAUUUCCUCAAACAUGGGAGGAUCCCACCGAAAAACACUAUGACUUGUUUGGUGAUAAUGAUCCUCUUGACGUGUGCGAGAUUGGCUCAGAUAUACUUUCAACCGGUGAUGUGAAAAGAGUUAAGAUCUUGGGCUCAUUGGCCUUGAUUGACGAUGGCGAGCUAGACUGGAAGGUAAUUGUAGUAGAUAUCAAGGAUUCUUUGGCUUCAGAAGUCAACGAUAUUGACGAUUUGAGAGAAAAAUGCCCGGGCUUGCUCGAGGCCACAAAACAGUGGUUUAAGGAUUACAAGUUGGCAGAUGAAAAGCCAGAGAAUAAGUUUGCAUUUGAAGGAAAGUAUAAAAAUGCAAACGAGACAUUGGAGAUUGUUCAAGGCUGUCAUGAUAGCUGGAAACAAUUGGUUCUGGGAAAUAAAAAUGGUAGUGAGAUUAAGCAAAUUCCGGCAAUUACAAAUACAACUUUAAAAGAAACGCCCGGUUAUGUUGAGAAAUUCAACGUGGAGCUCAAUAAUCCAGCGCAGCCUGAUGCCGCGUUCCCUGUAGGUACUAAUCGAAGCUAUUUUUUCAAACCGAAGGCAUAA
Molecule: messenger RNA, 1098 nt
Organism: Lodderomyces elongisporus
Lineage: Eukaryota; Fungi; Ascomycota; Pichiomycetes; Serinales; Debaryomycetaceae
Gene: PPA2
Product: inorganic diphosphatase
Exons: 1
Coding region: 1-1098 (365 amino acids)
Biological process (GO): phosphate-containing compound metabolic process
Cellular component (GO): cytoplasm; nucleus
Molecular function (GO): inorganic diphosphate phosphatase activity; magnesium ion binding
Source: RefSeq, a predicted model, not a curated record